Moneuplotes crassus is the source of this 1939-nucleotide messenger RNA. Lineage: Eukaryota; Ciliophora; Spirotrichea; Euplotida; Euplotidae. The record is from the annotation of a GenBank genome assembly.
UAAUAAUUUAAGUUAGGUAGGUAAUCAUGGGGCUGUCAAAUCAAGCUAACUCUUGGCUUAGCCAUAUCCAAGCUUCUCCUAGGCUCAGAAAAUCCUGGAUACUUCUGCCUAGUCUUCCUUCACUCAUUUUUUUAGACCAGUGAUGAACUACCAUAAGUGAAUAACACUUGAUAUCAAAGGAACAAAUGGAGAAAAGGGGUAUUCAGUCAAAAAUUGCAGAAAUCAUUACAGGAGCUGAGAUAGGAGCAAAUCAAUUUAAAGGCUACAGAGAUUCAGGCAGAUUCCCAAAAACCGAUGCUUUUUCGAGGCAAACAAUGGAAUUGAAGAAGUUGACUUGAACUACUCAUCCAAGCAGAUUCUCCUCAAAGAAAGUUUCUCAAGAAAGGAGCCCUCUUUUGAGAAGCACGAAGGAAAAUUUUCUCAAUGGCUGAAACAUUAACAAAUUAUUCAACUCAGUCAAGAAGAUCAAUUAUCAGUUUGCCGAAUCUGACUCUAAAUAAGAUUUCAAUAUUAGGGAGCAGAUCUCUCAAGGCAUCGAUUUGGAGCCCCCCACUGGAUGAAACAGAAGAAAUGCAGACUGGGUUCUUGAGAAUCAUCUCCGAUGACCUUCCUCAGAAAACACCCCAUCAGAUGCAAAAAUUCAACGCCCAGCAAGAAGAGAGGAAGAGGAAUAUAGAGAGGAGGUUCAGAAACAGCGAUCUUCGAGGUUACAAAUUCAUGAAAUAAGGAUGAAGAUUUUAAGACACCUCAAAGUGGCAAGAAUAAGCGUAAAACCUCCAGUAAUCUGUUGAGGUUGUCGUAUUUGUACAAGAAGCUGAACAUCAUGAAUGUUUCAGAUAAGAAGUCUAAGAGGAACAUCUCUAACCAGCUCAAUACUGAGAUUAAAGACCCAAGGAAGGCCGACUUCGGCUUUGGAUUCAAUGGUGUCAAGCACGAGUAUAGUACCAAAAGUGAUACUAGCACUGAGAUUAAGCUCAAGUUUAACCAAGUGUGGGGUGAAGAGAGCAAGAUAGAAAAGCCUCCUUCCCAAUCAUCCAAGACCACUAAAAACAUAAAAAAUGUGAAAAAUCUGAUAAAAUCCCACCCUAAAAACCCGAAAAACCCUCAAAAACCCAAAACAAAGUCCAACUACAUCGGCUAUCUCCAAAAAGUGCUCCCUGUCUACAAACUGAAGUGCCCUCUCUACUUCAACUCAAAUCCCAAAAUCUCCGCCCAGUCACGCUACAGUGCAAGUAAAGGAAGGAAGAAAGAACCCAAGCAGCAGAAGAAGGAGAUUUCUUACUGCUCCAGCAGGGAGAAUCUUAAGGGGAAUUAUGUGUUUAGUAAGGAACCAAGCAGGCAGAAGGAAGCCAACCAGAAGCUGAAUGGGGCUAGGAUGAGGCAUACUAGGAAUAAUGCAGAGGCGUAUACGAGUAUUCAGAAGAGAGAGAUAUGUUACUUUGAACAGUCCAGACAGUCAGGGGUGACUGGGGAUAAGAGGAAGAGUAAGAAGUUUAAGACAUUGAAUACGGCGAGAUGAGAUCCUUCUAAAUUUCCACUUCGAGAAGAAUCUUUUAGCUUUAUGAGCAAGGAGAAGGAAAAAUUAGAGAGUAUAAAUCAUCAGAGAGUUAAGAAGAGUGAAUAUAAGGGAAAACAAAGGAAAUAAUGCUCAGCCAUCAUGGUCUUACCAUAGUUUAAAGAACUCUGGAUUCCAAGAUAGUAUCUCAAAAGCUCUCACAAAAGAGUCUCAAAAGGACUUUUCACAUAAAAAUAAAAUAUCCAAUUGUAGACAAGGAAAUCUUAGCUUUGGAGGUAAGAGAAAUUACAAGCCAAAUGGCCUCCAAGCUGAUCAUAGUCUAAGAAUAUAACCUACAUACCCAGAAGCACCAUAAACUCCAAUUCUUCAGCCCCUAUCACCCAUCCAAAAACCUCCCACAAAUAAAUCCCCCCUCUUUUGCCC